AUGUCUCAACCAACAACAACGACAACAACUUCUUCUACCAUUUCAACACACCAAAUCACUGUUAACUCAACCAAAGAACAAACAUCAGUCGAUGUUUUACUAUUCAAUUUUGGAAGGUUACAAAGUAAUCCAGAUGUUAAGAAACAUGAACUUGGUAUUUUGAAUAAACUGGCCAGCUUUCAAGAAAGACAAGUACCAAAUGUUACUAAAGAUGGAAAUGAUUGGAUUAUGAUGCAGCCUGUUGGAGAACAAUCAAAAACCACCACCCUUCACACUAUGCAAGCAUCUUGGAUAUUCUUUUUAGAAUACACAAUCAAGGAAUCAUUCAUCGUCAUCAAAGAACCAUUCAAAGUCGAGCCUCGUGACGACAUUGAGUCGCUUGUGAAGACUCUCAUCAUGAUGAUCUACCCCGCGAUACAAACCACAAUCCGAUCAGUCAAAAUGAAUGAAUACGGUCAUUUGUUAAGCGCAUGGAAAUCAUUAUCAUUGCCUUCAUUCCUCAUUGACCUCCUCGGUUAUUCAAGAUUAACAGACCCGUCCCAACUUAGAGACGCACUUUUGAAUUCUCCCCAGACAUCUUCAUCAUCAACCAAAAUUUAA
Heterostelium album PN500 is the source of this 600-nucleotide messenger RNA. RefSeq lists its product as uncharacterized. Bases 1 to 600 code for a protein of 199 amino acids. The record is from RefSeq and is a predicted model, not a curated record. Lineage: Eukaryota; Evosea; Eumycetozoa; Acytosteliales; Acytosteliaceae. The transcript has 5 exons.